Molecule: messenger RNA, 4200 nt
Organism: Solea senegalensis (Senegalese sole)
Lineage: Eukaryota; Metazoa; Chordata; Actinopteri; Pleuronectiformes; Soleidae
Gene: wnt11
Product: wingless-type MMTV integration site family, member 11
Exons: 6
Coding region: 2225-3298 (357 amino acids)
Biological process (GO): multicellular organism development; neuron differentiation; cell fate commitment
Cellular component (GO): extracellular region
Molecular function (GO): frizzled binding; cytokine activity
Source: RefSeq, a predicted model, not a curated record
GGUCAAAAAAGUCAUAGUGUGUAAAUGUGUAAAACCUUUUCUGCUGCUUUCAGUUAGCUAUACCAGUUGCAACGUCAAGGUCAACUGUUCUUCAUUUUCCUACAACUUGCUCUCCAACAUAUCACAAGAAUAUAUAUAAUAGUAUUUCUAUGUGUAUCUUCUACAAUGUACCCACAUUAAUACAUUUUUGAGUAAUAUCAGAUAAUCAUCCUUUCGAAUAAUACGAUUAACAAAAUUCUAAAUGCACAUAUUUCACUACAUGACAUGUCAUUAUCGAAGGCAUAUGUGUGUCGAUGAUUCCGUUUGCGGGACAGAGAUUUAUCACAGCUUUUCAGAGUUCUUAUUGAAUUUUUGGUGGCAUUUUUUCUUCGCGUUUAACCUCGCGUGCACAGUGAAAAGAAUAAUGCGACAUAAUAUCAUUUUGUUUCUAAUUAAUGACAAACACGGGACGCGACUUGUUUGACAAUUUUGAGCAUUUUUAUUUUGUUAUAAAAAUGGAAUGUAUACAGUUUAGAAAGCGAAUAACAAUGUUCACCUUGCGAUGAUCAUUCAACUCAGUUUGUGAAUAUCUCAGUAAUAAAAACUGGUCUUCAUUACUACAGACGGUGACACUGGACUUAUUCAUUUUAAGACAACAUUAAAAGUUUGAGCAAUACAUGGUGUAAAAAGACAAUGAAGAAAAAAUAAAAUAGACAGAUUUAUGUCACAAACGUGUUCACUAAACGGGCUGUUACAUAUGCGUGUCAUCUCAAAUCUGACAUUAAUUUACAUUUGAAUCUAUAUAGAAAGUGAAGGUUUAACCCUUGUGUGCUCACAUUUCUGUUACUCAGCCAGUGCUCGUGGGUCUUGUGGAACCGCAUCAUUUUUGGGUUUAUAAUUUUAUAACACAAUCGAUUUUAGGUUAAAUUACUCAGCAGAUGUUUACUUCCUCUCUAUUACAAGCAAUGUAGACAAUAUAUAUGGUUCUCUUUAGAUCUCAUUUAUUAAUUUAAGUGUCACUCUUUUUCUUUCUUUUUUUUAAAUUAAACAUUGAAGCAACACACUGUGUAAAAAUACAGUAAAGAAGAAGAAGAUAAAUCUGGAUAGACUUAGAAACACUGGUACAUGUUACAGAGGUGUUCACCAUUACAUUACAUUUGUAUCUUAAUUUAAAUUAUCAUUUGAGAGUCUAAGAUAAGAUAAGAUCGUCCUUUAUUCGUCCCGCAGUGGGGAAAUUUAGUAAAGAUAAAGAUGAUAAAUAAUAAACGUUCACUUCCAAGAAGUACACUAUAAAAAGAUUUAACAAUAAGACUAUAAAAAGUUAAAAAAAGAUUUUUUUUCAGUUUCCAGAAUAUAUACAGUAUGGGCUUGAUAUUUACAUUAUAAACAGUUUGAACAUGGAAUAAAAAUGCAAUAAAUGACAGUAUAUUGCUGUUGUAAUGCGGUCUAUGUCAAUAUCAACUUUAAUCAUUUUCAGGAUGUUGCUUAUGUUUAAGUUUCCCUGUCAUCAGGAAUUUAAUCGGAGUGUGAUGAUAAUAAUAAAAAUACUAGUAAUAAUAACAGCAGAAAAAACAUAGAAUGUCUUUAUCAUCACCAGCAGCACUAACUCACUUCAGAUCCCUGAGGGAAAUAUUACUAGACUUUUCCAAAACACCUUCACAUAAGUCAUCAGUCCCUCAACUUAUUUAUUUAUUACUCUUAUAAUAUUAUGGGCUGUUUCCGAGUGGCCGAGCUGUGGGGCCGGUGUUGCGCGCUUUCUUAUGUAAAUGCAGGUCUGACAUCAGCAGUGAGAUCAAAGAAGGGCAGGGGUACUUAGAGCCGAGACUGCCCCCACUCCCACUCACACUCUCUCACUCACCGGGCUCAAGCUCACAGCUGCGCGCACACACACACACACACACACACACACUCUCUCUGUCUCUGUCUGUGAUACACACCAUGCGUACCUGUGCGGAGCUACUCUCUACCACCCAGUGCUGGAUUUUACCAAUGAGUCAGACUGAGAUUUAACACAGAGACAACACUCCUGAAAGGAUACUUGAACUACUUUUCUUCUAUUUGUCCGACUUGAUCCUGUGGAGAGAAGUGACCGGCGCUGCUGCUGCUGCUGCUGCUGUGAAGAAUUUAGAAGAGGAGGAGGAGGCCGUGCCGUGAGCUCUGACUUCUGAGUUUGAACCAAAAAGAAAAACACUCCAACACUCCAUUUUUACUUGUGUCCUGUGUGAAGUGGAACCACUGUCCAACCAUGAGGAGAAGCUCGCAUGUCCUUCCUCUCAGUGUGCUCACGGCUCUGCUGCUGUCUCAGGUCUGCUCUGGCAUCAAAUGGCUAGCGCUGUCCCACGUUCCGACGUCUUUACACGUCAACCAGACUCACCACUGUAAGCUGCUGCCCGGCCUGGUGUCCUCCCAGGCUCAGCUGUGCCGCACCAACCUGGAGCUCAUGCAAACCAUUAUCCAGGCGGCCCGCGAGGUCAAGAAGACGUGUCAGAAGACCUUCGCUGACAUGCGCUGGAACUGCUCCUCCAUCGACAUCCCCGUUGACUCCCCCAAGUAUCGUCCAGACCUCGACCGAGGAACGAGGGAGGCCGCGUUCGUCUACGCUCUGUCCGCCGCGACCAUCAGCCACACCAUAGCACGGGCGUGCACCUCCGGAGACCUGCGCCUGUGCUCCUGUGGUCCGAUCCCAGCUGAGAUCCCGGAGCCGGGAUAUCGCUGGGGCGGCUGCGCCGACAACCUGCACUACGGUUUGAUCAUGGGCUCCAAGUUCUCCGAUGCCGCCAUGAAGAUGAAACGCUCGGGCUCCCAUGCCAACAAACUCAUGCACCUGCACAACAGUGAAGUGGGCAGACAGGCUCUGAGAAAUGCACUGGUGAUGAAAUGUAAAUGUCACGGCGUAUCCGGCUCCUGCUCUAUAAGAACUUGCUGGAGAGGUCUGCAAGACCUGAGGGACAUCGCCAUGGACCUGAAGACCAAGUACCUGUCUGCCACCAAGGUGGUUCACAGACCCAUGGGGACACGCAAGCAGCUGGUGCCUAAGGAUAUUGACAUCAGGCCCGUGAUGGAGAACGAGCUGGUCUACCUGCAGAGCUCCCCGGACUUUUGUGCCAAGAAUGAAAAGCAGGGAUCUGCCGGCACACAGGGCAGGCAGUGCAACAAAACGUCCAUGGGCAGCGACAGCUGUGAGCUGAUGUGCUGCAGCCGUGGCUACAACCCGUACACGGAGAAGCUGGUGGAGCGCUGCCACUGCAAGUACCACUGGUGCUGCUACGUCACCUGCAAGAAGUGCGAGCGGAUCGUCGAGAGAUACGUGUGCAAAUGAGUCACCCAACCCCCCCAUCCGCCCGCCCGCCCGCCCGCUGCCGGCCACAUCAGCAGUCCUCUUCAUGUACUCAGCCCACCCGAGGCUCCAGAUUAACCAAAGCACUACAGUACAAAGAAGGCUUAAUCUUGCCUGAAGCUUUAGCAUGUGUAUCUCAACGAAGAAGUGGUCUUUUCCUUGUAUCACUGUCAAUUUUUUUGUAACAAAAUCUCUGUGCUGCCAGUCAGGCUUCUGUUAUUUUUUGCGUCACAAACCUGGAUGUGGCGCGUGGGACAACAGCCCCAGUCGUCCUAUGAGAAGACCACCGUCCUCAUGGGUUCUUUUUCUUUGUCAUGUUAAUGAUUAUAAAUUCCCCACACCGGGGAUUUUGAAAGUCUAUUUUAUUAUAUGUCUAUUAAAAAAGAAAUAAUAUUGGAUUUUAUGCUGGAAGGAGAGGAUUUGGAGACUUUUACAUAUUACUUUAUUCCAUGGGAUUUAAAGGGUUCUAACGGAACCGUGUGGUACAUUUUUCAGGUACUAUUGAGACUUUUUCCCUCCGCAGGAAAAUGGAUGAUAGAGGAAAAAGGGAACACAAAGGGAACUUCAAGUACUUUUCAAUCAUGGAAAAUUUUUGUGGUUGAUGUUUUUGGACUCUCACCAUGGGUCCAGCGUGGAUCACGACGUGCCUGCAUCCCUGUGGAUUGGAGAGAGGACAAUAAUGAGCUUGGUGUAAUGGUGCAUUAUCUCUGUUAUGUCUGACCGACCUUUGCAGGCAGUUCAAAAAUAUAUUUUAUUUUUUAGAGCAUAUGAGCUGAACUCAUUGAUUUUGUAAACCACUUUUGUGUGGAUGUACAUACUGCUAUUUUGUAUACUGAAAUAAAGAAAGAAGUAUUUAUAAAAUAAUUAAAUAACCUUCACCAUGA